Messenger RNA from Malania oleifera, 1731 nucleotides. RefSeq names its product probable inactive heme oxygenase 2, chloroplastic. Lineage: Eukaryota; Viridiplantae; Streptophyta; Magnoliopsida; Santalales; Ximeniaceae. The record is from RefSeq and is a predicted model, not a curated record. Gene Ontology annotation, biological process: phytochromobilin biosynthetic process; heme oxidation. The transcript is spliced from 5 exons. Bases 165 to 1103 code for a protein of 312 amino acids. Gene Ontology annotation, molecular function: heme oxygenase (decyclizing) activity.
UAAAUAAUUGCACUACGGAGCCCUUUUGAGUUGCGUGGGCUGGCCCAGAAGCAAAAGCCGGGUCUAGAAUCAGGCUAGCCCAGCCUACAAUUGCAAGCCUCGCGAUAAUGUCUCUGUAGUCUGCACCAACAUCGAACGCGCCCGGAGGGCUGUCACCAGCGGAAAUGGCUGCACUACCUCCUCCGCAAAAGCUAGCAGCCGCCGCUGUGUUCCGGUGCAGAGGCCGAGGAACCUUUCUAUCACUCACUCCCGCAAUAAAGAAUGCUACGAGUCAGAGGAUAGGAAAUGGGACCCUCAUCUUACGUUGUUCUGAUUCCACUACCCAAUCAUCGUCAUGGUCAUCAGAAGAGUCAUCAUUAUCAACGGUAGGGGUGGCGGCGACGACCAAUGCUCCGGCGAUUAUUAGAAAGGGGAACAGGGUGAGGUAUAGGAAGCUUUGCCCAGGAGAGAGCAAGGGCAUCACGGAGGAGAUGAGAUUUGUUGCGAUGAAGCUCCGUGACGAUAAAGUUAAGAGCACAAAUGAUGGCUCAAAAUUGUCAUCAGAUGGGGAUGCGGAUGCGGAUGGGGAUGGAGAGACUUGGGAGCCCAGCAUGGAAGGCUUCCUCAAAUACCUGGUUGAUAGCAAGGUCGUCUUCGACACCGUGGAGCGCAUCGUAGACGAAUCCGACCACGUAGCUUAUGCCUAUUUCAGAAAAACUGGACUGGAACGAUCUCUAGGGCUUAUGAAAGAUCUAGAAUUUUUUAGACAAUGGGAUAUUGUUGUGCCACAGCCUAGCACUCCUGGAGUUUCCUAUGCAAAAUAUUUGGAGGAGCUCGCAGACAAGAGUGCACCAUAUUUCCUCUGCCAUUUCUAUAAUAUAUAUUUUUCUCAUAUAGCUGGUGGACAAGUGAUAGCAAAACAGGCUUCUGAGAAAUUCCUGGAAGGAAGGGAGCUAGAGUUUUAUAGAUGGGAAGGAGAUGCUCAGGAGUUGUUGAAAGGAGUGCGUGAGAAGCUCAACAUGCUUGGGGAGCACUGGUCCCGAUACCAGAAAAAGAGGUGCCUGAAAGAUACUGCAAAGUCAUUUCGAUUUUUGGGUCAAAUAGUUUGUUUGAUCAUCUUGUGAAGCAAGGUCAUCUCAGAUCGACCGGCUUUUGAACAUUCUUUAAUGGUCAGUGGGAUGGCGAUUUCAGUUGUGUUAAUGGGGGUGUGGGGUUCAUCCGUUUGUAGAGUGGACUCUAUGCCUGUUCAUAUGAUGGUUCGUGGCAGACAACCAGAAAUUGCUAGUUAACGUCUGAAGUUGUGGCAUCCCUUGAUAGCACGACAAUGGUGGUUCCAAUAUAUUGCUGAUUCCUGAGGAUUACACACUAACCAGUUGGAUGGGCAGAGCUUGUGCAAAUAUAUUUUCAUGGUUUGAAAUCAAGCUACAAAGAGUUUGGCUCCAAACACCAAAUAAUUAUUAGGAACUAUUAGAUAGUGUUUGGAAGCAUUAAUUUCAGAUUUGAAUUUAAAUUUGUGCUGACUUGCAAGAAAUUUAAUGCAAUUUUUAUAUUUUGUUUUGGUUAAGGCCUGAAUUCUUAACCAUUGCUUUAAAUAAUUAUAGUACUGUGUAUAUAGGUAUAAUAUCGACAAAGCAGUGGAUGUAUCUUGGUUUUUUUUUUUUUUUUUUUUAAAAACAGUAACAAUAGUUGCAGAUCAUUCUCAUAUUCAGAAAGUUAAGUACUGAAGUAGCCAGUUGAAAUAAUUGAGAGAUU